Molecule: messenger RNA, 1572 nt
Organism: Thalassophryne amazonica
Lineage: Eukaryota; Metazoa; Chordata; Actinopteri; Batrachoidiformes; Batrachoididae
Product: phosphatidylinositol 4-phosphate 5-kinase-like protein 1
Exons: 10
Coding region: 91-1416 (441 amino acids)
Biological process (GO): phosphatidylinositol metabolic process
Molecular function (GO): phosphatidylinositol kinase activity
Source: RefSeq, a predicted model, not a curated record
GAUGGUAGCACGGUUUUAACUGGAGGAGACGCUCACAGACACUUGGAGACGCUCACAGUUCAAACCAGACCAGGUGUGACAGCAUUCACGAUGGCAUGGAAAAGAGGUUCUGGCACUUCUAGGUCCACCAGGAGAAGACGCUGGUGGCAGCUGAGGCAGAGAUGGAGGAUGCUUGGGGUCUUUGAGAUCGAUCAAGAUCACGAGUUCUACCAUCUGACAGCAGUGAUCAAAGAAGGGAUGCAAGCUUCGAUCCAGACCAGUGCCGCUGCACCAGACCAGGAAGUCCUGACUGAUGAACACUUCGGAGCAGCAGACACUCAGACCCACACAGGGUUUGAGAUGCAGACGUUUGCAGUGCCCGUGUUUGCCAAAGUGAGGCGCUGGCUGGACAUUUCUGAGGACGAGUACCUGAAGUCCCUCUGCUCCAGUGGACACUACCUGCAGUUCAUCAGUAACUCCAAGAGCAAGGCAGAUUUCUUUGUCACGAAUGACAAAAGGUUCUUCCUGAAGACCCAGAGCCAGCAUGAGAUCAGGUUCCUGCUGUCCAACCUGCACAGGUACAUGGAGCACCUGGAGAAAUACCCCCACUCGCUGCUGGUCCGCUUCCUCGGAGUCCACAGGAUUGUUAUUCCCAGUCAAAUGAAGAAGUACUUCAUUGUCAUGCAGAGUGUGUUUUUCCCUGAUGAGAGGAUCAAUAUUCGGUAUGACAUUAAAGGUUGUGAAGUGGGGAGAUGGACAGACCCCAGCACACAUGGAAAACAAGUCAUCAAAGUGCUGAAGGACAAUAACUUUGAAGGCCAGUUUAUUUCAUUAGGCCAACAGAAGUCCUGGUUUGUAGAGCAAGUUCAGAAAGACGUGGACUUCCUUCGCUCACUGAAUGUGUUGGACUAUAGUCUCCUGCUGGGGCACCAACAUCUGCACCGUGAUGAGCAGCAAGGAAAGCAUUCCUUGGCCAGCUUUAUCAUCCGUGCUGCAAAGUCUGUGGAUUUACAUGACAAUCCUAAAGAGUCGGACCCACAUGCCAUUCCACUAAUGGCAGCAGGUACAGGUCAGAUGAUGCCAAAGUCUACAGUCUGUGGAUCAGGCCAUGUCCAGGCUACAGCAGAGGGUGAAGGAAUCCCACUCCAGGAAAUUCGUGGACCUGCAAAGGAAACCAGGAGCAACUCAGAACUGCUGGAGUUCCAUGAGCAUCAUCGUAGGCUGCUGCCAAACUUCAAAAAUGCUAUUCAUGUCAUAGAUGGGCCAGAUAACCGCUACUUUGUGGGCAUUAUAGAUAUUUUUACAGUCUAUGGGUGGAAGAAAAAACUGGAGAAGGUGUGGAAAAGCAUUUGCUACCCAGGAAGGGAAUUUUCCACAGUCAGCCCGCGCAGAUACUCAGAGAGGUUCUGCCAGUGGAUACAAAAGCACACUCAGUGAUAUGAGAGCACACUGGUGCAGACAGUAAAUGCUUAGAGUGACGCUUUUUGUUUUGAAUGAUGAAUGACAGAAAUCAUUGUGUGGGGUGUGUCUCUUCUUCUUCUUUGUCUUUCGGCUGUUCCCAUUAGGGGGCGCCACAGCAGAUCAAUUGUUUCC